Molecule: messenger RNA, 1581 nt
Organism: Peronospora matthiolae
Lineage: Eukaryota; Oomycota; Peronosporomycetes; Peronosporales; Peronosporaceae
Source: the annotation of a GenBank genome assembly
AUGCUCCGUCGUCAAGGGGUUGCGCUGCUGCGCGCGCGCUCGACGUGCUCCAUGUCGCUACUGGGCUCUAUCUUUGGCAUUGGCGAGUUCGAGGGCGCACGUGACUCGUCAUUGAGUCGCAGCACGAGCAAGCAGCAGGCCUACAACGUGGCGUUACUGGACUACGUGAGCAUGAAUUCGCAUCCGAAGUUCAUGCUGCAGAAAGUGCUGGCCAAUGACGUGCCUUUUCUGAUGGGUCAUGUGCUGGUAGGCGCUGGUCAAUGUCUCGCUCCACUCAUGCAUCAAGACGCUCUGGAUGCUGUAGCCAGUCUUCAAGCAGCUACUGCCAUUUCUAAGCAAGAAGAGACGACAACGGCCGAGAAAUUACAUGUAAAAGCACUGGACGCGGUGGUCCAUGGUCGGUACUACGAGGCAGCUGCACUGUAUGAAACCAUCUUAUUGCACGACUACUCGGACCUUCUGGCACUGCGCUGCUGCUAUGAUGUCUAUCGAUUGCUCGGUGACUAUAAGAAUCUCCUGGCCACAGUGACGCGUCGUUUGACGUCCUGGUCUCCGAGUGAUGCUGGAUAUAGCCAUUUGCUGGGGAUGCAAGCGUAUGGAAUGCAAGCUGCUGGACGGCUGGAUGCAGCAGAAGCUUUAGCCGAAAAGGCGCUGUCCAUGAGUGGCAAUGAUCGGUGGGCAUUGCACACUAUGCUGCAUGCGUUAGAAGCACGGGGCAAUGCCAAUCACGGCGCAAGUUACGCAAAUCAAUUUAAGGAACAAUUCGACAACGGUGGACCACUUGAGCGUCGCUUGUACUAUCAGUGGGCGUUGUACAUGCUGGACCUAGGUCAUUAUGACCGCGUCGACAAGAUGCUGGAAGUUAAUAUUUUCCCUCGUCAACCCAAAGGCGGCCCCCAUGCAGUACCGACUCUUUGCGACGCAACUCAGCUUUUCUGGAGACUGCGCUUUGCAGGUCAGGAUACGGUUAAGCUGGGAGAAGAGCUUCUUCAAAACUGGACUGCCAUCUUUCCAUCGACGAGCUCGGAUGUGAAUGAGGUGCCGAAAGCUUGUCUUUCUCCACUUGCUAACGUGCUCCGCUACAGUAUUAUGUCAUGCGUGUCACCGAGCGAUACGCCGGUAGCGGAACCACUAAUGUCGGAACCUGACGUUGACAUUGGCUGCCUGGCGAGUCAGCUAGGCCUUACCUUGUAUCAGUUUAGCUUUCCUCCUAUCCCAGAUGAGCUAGAAAAGGUGUAUACUCGCGUUUGCGAAGGUUUCCGAGCGUACGCAGAGGAUCGAUUUAUCGAUGCUACUCAAGCGCUAUUGCCUGUGCGUGGAAAGCUCGGACUGCUCGGUGGAAGCGAAGUCGACCAAGACGUGGUGGAACAACUGCUUAUCGAGUGUGCCAGCAAGUGCGAGGACCUUCGACUCGUGAAACUCCUCCUCAAUGAACGGUUGGGUACGAGACCACAAAGCGCCCAGAGUUGGAACACUUUUUCGCGCGUAUCUGCAGCCAUGGGAGAUUCUUCUGCCGUGCGUGACGCGCAGGGCAUGAGUUACGUGCUGGGUCUGGGCCGAGGUGGCAACCAGACGUACUAG